Molecule: messenger RNA, 465 nt
Organism: Chanos chanos (milkfish)
Lineage: Eukaryota; Metazoa; Chordata; Actinopteri; Gonorynchiformes; Chanidae
Gene: csdc2b
Product: cold shock domain containing C2, RNA binding b
Exons: 3
Coding region: 1-465 (154 amino acids)
Biological process (GO): regulation of mRNA stability
Cellular component (GO): cytoplasm
Molecular function (GO): mRNA 3'-UTR binding
Source: RefSeq, a predicted model, not a curated record
AUGGCAGAGCCUGGUCUCACCUCCCCCUCCGACAGCUCCCUGCGCUCCCCCCGCUCCCCCCCGCUCUCCCUCUCCUUCCCCUUUCUGAGGGAGGGGAGCCGCGUUUGGGAGAGACCUCCGCUCCAGCCAGGAGAGCUACCCAGUCCUCUGCCCACCAAACGCACACGCACAUACUCCGCUACGGUGCGUGCUAACUCAGGGCCUGUGUUUAAGGGUGUGUGUAAAGAGUUCUCUCGGUCACAGGGUCACGGCUACAUUCGGCCGUGUAACGGCGGUGAAGACAUCUUCGUCCACAUCUCUGACAUCGAGGGCGAGUACGUCCCCGUGGAAGGAGACGAAGUCACGUACAAGGUGUGUCCGAUCCCGCCCAAAAACCAGAAGGUCCAGGCCGUCGAAGUGCUGAUCACACACCUCAAACCAGGGACCAAACACGAGACCUGGUCUGGUCAGAUAAUCAGCUCCUAG